AUGGGCACACCGUCUCGCGAAGCUCCGCUCACAGCCGCCAACAAUAUCCAGCCGUUCUUUGUCCUUCACAAGGCGUCCGCUGGUGCGUCCGCAUCCGUUUCCUCCCCGGCAACCUCCCGGGCCCGGCGGCGAAUCGAGGUCUCCCAGCCGUCAUCUCCCAACCCCAAAUCUGCAAAGAGGCCGCGGGACGACGACGAUGAGGGGGACAUGGAGCUGUUCGAGCAGCUCCGCCUGGAGGCCUUCCACUGCACCUGGUCCAAGAUCCAAUCCACCAUCAAUGAGGUCCUCAGAGGCAUCAACCUCAAGCUGUUCGACCAGGUGCUGCGGUGGGUUCAGGAAUCCUUCUCCGCGAUCCGCUCUAUCACGAGACCCUGCCCUGCCGAAAUCCAGCAGCCGUACCCUCUCUUAACUGAUGUGAUCUGCAGAAAGAUACCAACGGCGUUUGUUCUCACUAAGAAUGCAGAAUUUGUUGACGAUGUCACGACAUUUCGGGAUCUCAUGGAUCAUCUGGAGUCUAAUGGAUGUCACCUGGCCAAGCUCUCGGCAACGGAAUUAUCAUCAAAGAAUGGAGUCGGUGGCUGCUUAAGGAGCUUGUUGAGGCAGCUGCUUUCAGACGUUCCAGAUGUAGCAGAUGUAUCUGCACUUGCAUCUUGGUACUGCAAAGGCGACAAUUAUGAUCAACCUAUCAUUAUCAUAAUUGAUGAUUUAGAGCAAUGCUCCGGUGAUGUCCUGGGAGAGCUUGUGAUGACGCUGAGUGAGUGGGUAAUUAAGAUUCCAAUCUUCUUUGUAAUGGGGAUAGCAACUACCCUUGACGCACCAAGGAAACUGCUCUCAUCGGAAGCUCUUCAAAGAUUAGAUCCCUGUAAACUCACGUUGGGGUCUCCCUCUGAUAGAAUGAAUGCCCUUGUGGAGGCCAUCCUUGUUAAACCAUGCGCCGGUUUCUGCAUCAGCCACGAAGUUGCAGUCUUCCUCAGAAAUUACUUUUUCAGACAUGAUGGGACAAUAACAUCAUUCAUUAGUGCUCUCAAGCUUGCAUGCAGUAAGCACUUCUCUGUCGAACCUUUGAGUUUCUUGUGCAUGGGAAUGCUUGAAGAGGAUUCUGAGAACUUUUGGCGUGAUAAAUUUGGUGCACUGCCUGUAGCAGUUCAGAAACAAGCUUUUGGUUUACCCUCAUGCACUAGGGAAAAUAACUCAAUCAAGCCUGGCAACAAUUUGGUAGAAGGUUUGUCUGAGCUGAUGAAGCUGCAAAAGGAUUGGAGUUCUGUUCUCUUGUGCUUGUAUGAAGCUGGAAGACAUGGCAAAGUGCAACUUUUAGAUAUUUUCUGCGAGGCAAUCAAUCCAGAUCUGCACACUCAGAAUGAUUCAAAUAAUGAACUGCUUAUGUCUAAACUCACAAGUGGGAAUCUAUCAAGUGGAAAAUCAGGUGCUGGUAGAAGAUGUAUAGCUCAGGCAUUGGAUACAGCAAGAUACAUGCCUAUGGAAACAUUAUUUCGUGUUCUUGAAGUUUGGAGCACCCACUUAGAAGGAAUGAAUGAGAUUAAUGCCAAGGUCAAAGAGCUUCAGUCAACCACAACCAGUGAAGAUUGUGUGACAAUCACAAAGGAUAAGUGGCCUAGGAGAUCAGCAAAUAGUACUGCAAUUGGAACAGUGCCAUUAAACGAUAAAGCUGCCAUGCUAUUGGAUGAUAUUACGAGAAAACUUUUGGUGCCUGUGGAGUGUUUACCUUUUCACGAAAUCAUUUGCUUCAAGAAUGUUGGUGUUCUCCAAUCUGCACUAAUUGGAAACCCAAGAAGAAUGGUUCAGCUUGAUCUCCUGAAGUCACAGAGCCGUCUUAAUUGCUCUUGCUGCAGCAGAAAUGGAAUUGCUGUGUCAGCAUCCUUGCAUGACACAUCAGUUAUGUGCAACCUAGCCCAAGAAUAUGGUGACGUAAUUAACCUCCAUGACUGGUACCUGUCUUUUGAUGGAAUUAUCAAUUCAAAAGGGAAAAGCAAAUUGGUCGGUUCUCCCUCAAAAAAGAAAUCAAAAGCCACGCCUCAACAGAGUGGAGCCAUGAUCCAAGCACGGUUCUGCAGGGCUGUCACGGAGCUCCAAAUUACUGGACUUCUUCGAAUGCCGAGCAAGAGAAGGCCAGAUCUGGUGCAGAGAAUUGCAUUCGGUCCUUGA
Triticum turgidum subsp. durum (durum wheat) is the source of this 2163-nucleotide messenger RNA. Lineage: Eukaryota; Viridiplantae; Streptophyta; Magnoliopsida; Poales; Poaceae. The record is from the annotation of a GenBank genome assembly.